This is a messenger RNA of Cladophialophora carrionii CBS 160.54, 1278 nucleotides long. RefSeq lists its product as uncharacterized. Gene Ontology annotation, molecular function: protein-L-histidine N-tele-methyltransferase activity. The transcript is spliced from 2 exons. Lineage: Eukaryota; Fungi; Ascomycota; Eurotiomycetes; Chaetothyriales; Herpotrichiellaceae. The coding region runs from base 1 to 1278 and encodes 425 amino acids. The record is from RefSeq and is a predicted model, not a curated record. Gene Ontology annotation, biological process: peptidyl-histidine methylation, to form tele-methylhistidine.
AUGUCCUUCUCUUUCGGCUUUAGUGGUGAAGAUAUCGAGGAUGAUGGCGAGAUCCAAGAACAGGAUGCCCUGGCAAAAGGCAUGUCAGUACACACGGUCUCUGACGGAGAGCCGACCUCCAGCGUCCCUGUUCUUUUACCCAAGAGACACUCGCUAGAAGAACUACUAGCAUCCCUGCCGUCUCAAAUAUCAUACAACAUCCUCAGUGUCCCUCCACAGAGCAGCUCUCGGAAGGAAUCCUCCUUUGACUCUUCCAAGGGCGGCAUCUCGACAGACAACACCGCCAUCAAAAUCUACCGCCGCUCUCUCUUCGACAUGCGAGCCCAACUCAUGGCCGAAGCGAACCCGUCUGCCUCUGAAUCAGAUUCUGCGGACACCCUUCUGGCGGGCCUUGAAAACGGGGACCUCUCCUCCGGGAUCUACGAGGGCGGCUUCAAGACCUGGGAAUGCGCCCUUGACCUCGCUUCUCUACUCAUCAGUCCCUUCAGCCGACUCCCCAUCGACCAGCACGGCAAGCAGGACUGGGAGAUCAUCGAACUCGGUGCCGGAAGUGCCAUUCCCAGCUUGACCAUCCUGGGAGAGUUUCUCCGUAGAAGACAGACGAGUGGCGACUCCCCAAACCACGGACACCUGAAACUCACGUUAUGCGAUUACAACGUAGACGUCCUCCGGCUGGCCACAGCACCGAACGUGCUCCUCAACUACCUGUUUGCCCUGGGAAAUGCUUCUCUGGCGUGGUCGUCGACGUCGUCGACAUCAUCAUUAUCGUUAUCCCAUCAAGCAAACGAAGACGAGGGGGACGUCGACCUCGAAGGACUAGGAGGCGACGCCCUCGUCCGUGGGACCGUCAAGGAUCUCCUCGCCCACAAGGUCUCGGUAGAUUUCAUUUCUGGGGGAUGGGGCUCCGAGUUCGUCGACCUCAUCAACUCACAUUCACAUUCGUCGUCCGCGACAUCAUCAUCACCACCACCCACCAGACCUGCUCACCUCCUCAUCUUGGCCUCCGAAACCAUAUACUCUCCUGCCUCGAUCAAGACGUUCUCCCAGACACUCAUCAGCCUGCUUCGAACUCACCAACAACGAAAUGGCCCGAAGAGUCCCGAGACUGGCACCGCGAAGGCAUGGCUCGCCGCGAAGCAAGUCUACUUCGGCGUCGGAGGCGGCGUUGACGAGUUCGCGCGCGAGGUGGAGCAUCUGGGCGGAAGAAGUCAAGUCAUCUUCGAGAGAAAGGAUACUGGUAUAGGACGGGUCGUGUUGGAAGUUACAGUGGAGGUAUAA